GGAACGCGGCCUAUAUUUUGUUUCCGGCCACGUCUUUUAGCAGAAGACGCCGAGUACUGGAGUGACAACACCGUGCUUUCCAGCCUCUGUGCGGGACUAACUAUGCUCAGCUGAUGCCUGGGGAGUGAGGAGGCGGGCCGCGAGACACACAAACAUGGAGAGAGGCUGGCUGGUGGUAUUAUUGGGGGUGGUGUGCUGGUGUGCUGGGGCCGCCGGGGUGGAACUUACUUUUGAACUCCCCGAUAAUGCUAAGGAGUGCUUCUAUGAGGAGAUCGAGAAGGGCACAGCUUCCUCCCUCGAGUUCCAGGUCGUCACUGGCGGCCACUAUGAUGUGGAUGUGGUGCUGGAAGGACCCUCCCGGCAGAUCCUCUACCGGGAAAUCAAGCAGCAAUAUGGGCAGUUCCAGUUCACCCCAGAAACCACCGGCACCUACCAGGUGUGCUUCAGUAAUGAGUUCUCCACCUUUAGCCAUAAACUUAUCUAUGUAGAUUUUCAAGUUGGGGAUGAGCCGCAGCUCCCUGGGGUCGGAGAACACUUCACUGCCAUGACUCAGAUGGAAUCCUCUUCACAAAAGAUACAUGAAGAUUUAAAUUCUGUCAUAGACUACCAGACACACCACCGUCUGCGGGAGGCACAGUCCCGCAAGAGAGCUGAGGAUCUUAAUGAGCGAGUGCUAUUUUGGGCAGUGGGGGAGACCCUAGGCAUCCUGGUCAUUACUGUGGGACAGGUUAUGGUAUUAAAGAACUUCUUUGCUGACAAAAAAGGAAACCAAGCUUCCUACUAAGUUAGUGGUUUGUGAAAGAAGACUUGGCAAUGACGAGGUUCAUUAAGCUGCAUCUACCAACUGUUUGAAGACUGUGGCUACAGCAAGCCUUGAGGAUCUGUCACACUGAGUGCAGCUUUUGUAUAUGUCAUCACUGUGGCAUUCUUGUAUUACAGACACUUGAAAUUAGUCUGAUAAUUUAUAUUCCAGGAGGUUGAACACACUAAAGGUAUUGAAAAAAGAUGAAAAACCAAUCAGUGAUUCCUGAUUAGUGGAGUGUGAAAUCUUAUUUUCAUUAAGUUUAUAUGGGUUGGAUUUUAUACUGAACUUAUUAGUACUACUUCUUGUAACUAAUUCUUUCCUUCUGAGAGCGACAUACCAUAAGUAUCACUAAACAGUAUCUGUCUCCUCUUGUCUAGUAAAAUUUCAUGUCCUUUAUAUUGUACUUAUUGUAGGGGCUUCAGUUCCUCAGGAGAAAAGUAUGAAGUGAAAUUUCCCUCAGAUUGCACGAAUCCUGGCCUCUGAGGAACUGGUGUUCAUCUUGACUGUUGGGAAAUCAAAUUCAAUAACAAAUACAGAUGAGACUGAAUUUGACCUCACAUUUUCUGGGUAAUGUAUAUCUACAAGUAUUUCAUACAAAAUAUAUAAGAUCCCUGGUUAAUGAUGCCAUGCAAUAUUGUUAUGUUGAUUGAACAUAUAAUAUCUAAAGAUCUUUUAACUUAAACUGUUUAAACUGUUUGUGUCUCCAAGUAGGUUUAGUUAUUGUAGGACAUGUUAUUCACAAGUGGUCAGUCAGUCUGUCAAUAGCACUGUGAAAGUUGGGUUGGUGUUUUUUGGGGUAAACAUCGGCCGGAGCCAGUGGAGUCGAGAUGUAUUCUGAAUUGCAUUUGCUUCUACUGUACAA
This is a messenger RNA of Scylla paramamosain (green mud crab), 1667 nucleotides long. It is a transcript of the gene p24-1, whose product is annotated as transmembrane emp24 domain-containing protein 7-like. Lineage: Eukaryota; Metazoa; Arthropoda; Malacostraca; Decapoda; Portunidae. The transcript is spliced from 4 exons. The record is from RefSeq and is a predicted model, not a curated record. Bases 155 to 784 code for a protein of 209 amino acids. Gene Ontology annotation, biological process: endoplasmic reticulum to Golgi vesicle-mediated transport; Golgi organization; intracellular protein transport. Gene Ontology annotation, cellular component: Golgi apparatus; endoplasmic reticulum-Golgi intermediate compartment; endoplasmic reticulum.